Enhydra lutris kenyoni (northern sea otter) is the source of this 5005-nucleotide messenger RNA. RefSeq names its product ATPase plasma membrane Ca2+ transporting 4. The record is from RefSeq and is a predicted model, not a curated record. Gene Ontology annotation, molecular function: ATP binding; ATP hydrolysis activity; PDZ domain binding. Gene Ontology annotation, cellular component: membrane; intracellular membrane-bounded organelle. The transcript has 22 exons. Gene Ontology annotation, biological process: calcium ion transmembrane transport; regulation of cytosolic calcium ion concentration. Bases 680 to 4381 code for a protein of 1233 amino acids. NCBI's taxonomy places the organism in Eukaryota, Metazoa, Chordata, Mammalia, Carnivora, Mustelidae.
GGUCCAGCACCCAUUUUCUUCCCGGAACCUGAGCGGUCCUUCCCUUGGCCGGGGGAGGAGACCCAGCCCACUCCCCGGCGGUAGCUGGAAAGGCGAGAGAGCAAAGCCAGCAUCAAUAACGUGGUUGCCACACUGGGGAGACCAGUGGGUGGUCACUCCCAUCCUACCCCGUCCAUGGAAACCCGGAGGGAGAGUCCCGCUUGGAGAAGCCUGGAUCUUUGCUAGAAAGAGAGAGAUCCAGUUGUCAGCAGUAUCCAGGGAGCCCUCCUCUUCCUCCUCCUCCUGCCGCCUCUCUACCACUGCCGUCGCUGGUUGUUGCUAAGGUGGCCUCCAUGGUAACAUGCACAUCCUGUUUAUACCUCCAUCUGGGCAAGUUGGUCUAAGCUAGGAACCUACCUACCCUGGACAAGCACUUUCGUCACUCCCUGGGGACACCAAUCAUCGUGACACGUGGUCCGGCUUCCACUCGGUUCCCCCAUCCUCUUCCUCCUCUCGCUGCCAAGCUUCACACACAAAAAGGAUCUGGGCCAGAGGCUGCUCUAGUCCCAUCUAUUUCCUCACUGGGCUCCCCAAGAAGCAAGAAGUAAGAAGAAGUGAGGCAGAAAGGCAGAAGUUCCCGAGCAAUUGAAGGGAAACUCCUCGUUUUCUCUGGUCGAGGGGCUUGGUAACAGCAGGCAAAAUGACGAACCCAACAGAACAUGCCUUGCCGGCCAACUCGAUGGUUGAGAGCCACGAAGGGGACUUUGGCUGCACAGUAAUGGAACUGAGGAAGCUCAUGGAGCUGCGUUCCUCUGAUGGAAUCGACCAGAUCAACGUCCACUACGGAGGGGUGACGAAUCUGUGCAGUAGACUGAAAACCAACCCCGUGGAAGGUCUAUCUGGGAACCCUACGGACCUGGAGAAACGUAAGCAAGUAUUUGGACAGAAUUUCAUCCCCCCCAAAAAGCCCAAGACCUUCUUAGAACUGGUGUGGGAAGCCCUUCAAGAUGUCACACUCAUCAUCCUGGAGAUCGCAGCCAUCAUCUCCCUUGUCCUGUCCUUCUAUCGCCCCCCUGGGGAAGAAAAUGAACAGUGUGGUCUGCCUGUCAGUAGCCCAGAAGAUGAAGGAGAGGCAGAAGCUGGCUGGAUUGAGGGCGCAGCCAUCCUGUUCUCCGUGAUCAUCGUGGUGCUGGUGACUGCCUUCAAUGAUUGGAGCAAGGAGAAGCAAUUCCGGGGGCUGCAGAACCGCAUUGAAAAGGAGCAGAAGUUCUCUGUGAUCCGAAAUGGCCACAUCAUCCAGCUGCCUGUGGCCGAGAUUGUGGUGGGUGACAUCGCCCAAAUCAAAUACGGUGACCUGCUGCCUGCAGACGGGAUCCUGAUCCAGGGGAAUGAUCUCAAGAUUGACGAGAGCUCUCUGACUGGGGAAUCAGACCAUGUCAAGAAGUCCUUGGAAAGAGACCCAAUGCUGCUGUCAGGAACCCAUGUCAUGGAAGGUUCUGGCCGGAUGGUAGUAACUGCUGUGGGUAUCAACUCCCAGACUGGAAUCAUCUUUACCCUUUUGGGAGCCAGUGAGGGAGAAGAGGAGGAGAAGAAGAAAAAAGGUAAAAAACAAGGAGUCCCUGAAAAUCGCAACAAAGCAAAGACUCAGGACGGAGUGGCCCUCGAAAUCCAGCCACUCAACAGCCAGGAGGGGAUCGACAAUGAGGAAAAGGAGAAAAAGGUGACCAAGCUGCCCAAAAAGGAGAAGUCGGUGCUGCAGGGCAAGCUGACGCGCUUGGCUGUUCAGAUCGGGAAAGCCGGUCUCCUCAUGUCUGCCAUCACGGUUCUCAUCCUGAUCCUGUACUUUGUGAUCGAGAACUUCGUGAUACACCGCAGACCGUGGCUGGCGGAGUGCACGCCCAUCUACAUCCAGUACUUCGUCAAGUUCUUCAUCAUCGGCAUCACCGUCCUCGUGGUGGCCGUGCCGGAGGGGCUGCCCCUGGCUGUCACCAUUUCACUGGCCUACUCUGUGAAGAAAAUGAUGAAAGACAAUAACUUGGUGCGGCACCUGGAUGCUUGUGAGACAAUGGGCAAUGCCACAGCCAUCUGCUCUGAUAAGACCGGCACGUUGACCAUGAACCGCAUGACUGUGGUACAGGCUUACAUUGGAGACACUCAUUACCACCAGAUCCCAAGCCCUGAUGCCCUCGUGCCCAAGGUCCUGGACCUUAUUGUCAAUAGCAUUGCUAUCAACAGUGCCUAUACCUCCAAGAUUCUGCCUCCGGAGAAGGAGGGAGGUCUCCCGCGGCAGGUGGGCAACAAGACCGAGUGUGCCCUACUGGGCUUUGUCACCGACCUGAAGCAGGAUUACCACGCGGUGCGCAACGAGGUGCCUGAGGAGAAGCUCUACAAGGUGUACACCUUCAACUCUGUGCGCAAGUCCAUGAGCACGGUCAUUGAGAAGCCCAGCGGGGGCUACCGCAUGUACAGCAAGGGUGCCUCUGAGAUCAUCUUGCGCAAGUGUAACCGGAUCCUGGACAAGAAAGGGGAAGUGAUGCCAUUCAAGAAUAAGGACCGAGACGAGAUGGUCCGCACUGUCAUCGAGCCCAUGGCAUCGGAGGGCCUCCGAACCAUCUGCAUAGCUUACCGGGAUUUCAACGACGGAGAGCCCACGUGGGACAAUGAGAGUGAAAUCCUCACUGAACUCACGUGUAUCGCAGUGGUGGGCAUUGAGGACCCCGUGCGCCCAGAGGUACCCGAAGCUAUUGCCAAAUGUAAGCGAGCUGGCAUUACUGUCAGAAUGGUGACAGGUGACAACAUCAACACAGCCCGGGCCAUCGCCACCAAAUGUGGCAUUGUGACACCUGGGGAUGACUUCUUGUGCUUAGAAGGAAAGGAAUUCAACCGACUCAUCCGCAAUGAGAAGGGAGAGGUAGAGCAAGAGAAGCUGGACAAGAUCUGGCCGAAGCUUCGAGUCCUGGCGCGAUCAUCCCCCACGGAUAAGCACACACUGGUAAAAGGCAUCAUCGACAGCACUGUUGGGGAGCAGCGACAGGUGGUGGCUGUCACGGGUGAUGGCACAAAUGAUGGGCCGGCUCUGAAGAAAGCAGACGUUGGUUUUGCCAUGGGCAUUGCAGGCACAGACGUGGCGAAGGAGGCAUCAGACAUCAUCCUAACGGAUGACAACUUCACCAGCAUUGUCAAGGCAGUGAUGUGGGGGCGAAAUGUCUAUGACAGCAUCUCCAAGUUUCUCCAGUUCCAGCUCACUGUCAACGUGGUAGCCGUGAUCGUGGCCUUCACCGGGGCCUGUAUCACUCAGGAUUCCCCACUGAAAGCCGUGCAGAUGUUGUGGGUUAACCUAAUCAUGGACACUUUUGCUUCGUUGGCCCUGGCCACGGAGCCUCCUACGGAGUCUCUGCUGAAGCGUCGCCCCUACGGCCGCAACAAGCCUCUGAUCUCGCGCACGAUGAUGAAGAACAUCCUGGGCCACGCCGUCUACCAGCUCACUGUCAUCUUCUUCCUCGUCUUCGCCGGCGAGAGGUUCUUUGACAUAGACAGCGGGAGGAAGGCGCCCCUACACUCCCCACCCAGCCAGCACUACACCAUUAUUUUCAACACCUUCGUGCUGAUGCAGCUCUUCAACGAGAUCAAUUCCCGCAAGAUCCACGGAGAGAGGAACGUCUUCGCGGGCAUCUUCCGCAACCUCAUCUUCUGCUCCGUGGUCCUGGGCACCUUCAUCAGCCAGAUUCUCAUUGUGGAAUUUGGGGGUAAACCCUUCAGCUGCACGAAGCUCACCCUGUCUCAGUGGUUUUGGUGUCUGUUCAUUGGCAUUGGAGAACUGCUAUGGGGCCAGAUCAUCUCCACGAUACCUACCCAAUCCUUGAAGUUCCUGAAGGAGGCUGGGCACGGCACCACCAAAGAGGAGAUCACCAAGGACGCAGAGGGGCUGGACGAGAUUGACCACGCGGAGAUGGAGCUGCGCCGAGGCCAGAUCCUCUGGUUCCGGGGCCUGAACCGUAUCCAGACUCAGAUCGACGUAAUUAACACAUUCCAGACGGGAGCCUCUUUUAAGGGAGUCCUAAAGCGACAGAACAUGGGGCAGCACCUUGACAUCAAAGUGGUCAAAGCGUUCCAUAGUUCCCUCCACGAAAGCAUUCAGAAACCCAAGAACCAAAACUCCAUCCACAACUUCAUGACCCACCCUGAAUUCGCCAUAGAUGAGGAAGUGCCACGAACACCGCUCCUGGAUGAGCAUGAGGAGGAAAAUCUUGACAAUCCUACGUCCGGGACUAGGGCGCUCCUGUUGGACGGUGAGGUCACGCCAUACGCCAACAAAAACAACAACGCAGUGGACAGCAGUCAAGUGCAAAUUGUCGCCUCCCACUCGGACGGCCCUCAGCACAGCCUGGAGACGUCCGUUUGAACUUCGUCCUCUGGCUCCCAUCCCCGCUUUACCCGUGUCCUUUUUCAUCUGUCCCAUCUGUGAGGUGACGAUGGGACUUUUCACUGUCAUGUCAGCUGUUCCCAAGUAUGUGUGAACCCCCACCUGACCAUGAAGAGGCCGGAGCACAGACCUCUGAGGAUUUCAACUUCAACUUGAGUUGGGGUUUGUAGCAGGACCCAGUCAAACCCCAGGCAUGUAGCGAAGAGUAGGGUCUACUCCCUGGGUGUGUCCGCUGUCAUUUUUAAAAAAAUGAUGACAGUUCUCUCGGUGUCUCCCCCAACCCAGACUCUCCCCAGUAUGCAUAUGUGUGUCACCAUCUCCUGACUUUGGGAUUUUACCCUACGAGUCUGUGCCAUUUAUAAGCUAAGUCGAGGGUUCCAAGAGACAAACAUUCCCAAAUGAAAUGUGUAGAGGCAGGAAUGGAAUGUAUAGAAUCAGCCUAUAGAGCAAGUGUUUUUAAAAUGACUUUCCCAUUUUCAAAACUUGCCCCUAAAGCCCUCUAGCUCUUUCUGCCUUUCUAGUCAAACCUGCCUAAGGUUCUUUUGGUCUUUUGUGACCACUGUGUGCCCUACCUUCACUCUUUCUUUUUUUUUUUUUUUUUUU